Molecule: messenger RNA, 7574 nt
Organism: Xyrichtys novacula (pearly razorfish)
Lineage: Eukaryota; Metazoa; Chordata; Actinopteri; Labriformes; Labridae
Source: the annotation of a GenBank genome assembly
AUGAACGACCGGUACCACCGGGCGGCCCGGGACGGCUACCUGGACGUUCUGAAGGAGGCGACACGGAAGGACCUGAACGCCCCGGAUGAGGAUGGGAUGACACCGACCCUGUGGGCCGCUUACCACGGCAACCUGGAGGCGCUCCGGCUCAUCGUGGGCAGAGGGUGAGUCCACUCAGACCCGGGACCAGAAUCUGGACCCGUUCAGUACGAGAUUCACCCGUUUGAUCGGUUAAUUAACGAACAUUUGUCAUCGUCAGGCUCAUGAAAUAGGGGAGACCGGGGUAAGUUGAGCCAAAGGGUAAGUUGAGCCACCAUUUUGCUUGGAAAUUUAGUAGAUGGGCAUCAAUUCAUGGAGUCUGUAAAGGUUAGAAGCACAUGGGUGAAGGGGUUAGACAUUUAUUUACAAAAAAAAAAAAAUCAUUUUUCUCUCUUAAAAGUGAAUUUAGUCAGUCAUAAGUUUGAUUAGAGUUGUGUUCAGACCAAAAAAGAUCAUUUUAGAUUUGUUUUAUACAUCAAUUGUGGUAUCUAUGUCAACUAACCCCAUACACGGGGUAAAUUGACCAUAGGAGACCACUUUUUUUUGUCAUGCUGUAUUAUCAAGACAGUUCCAUUUACACUCAUUCUGUUGGUUUGCAGGGAUGAACAACAUCCUGAAAUUUAUGCAGAUACACUAGUUAGAGACAAAACUAUGAUUGCCUCGAUGUUGUGAUCUGAAAUAUGAAAAAUGGCUCAUCUUACCCCACUCUCCCCUACCUAAAGACCAGUCAGGCUUUAAUAUUUACAAUCUCUGUUUAACGGCAGGCUAGGUUGUAGCUACUAUCAGCUGUGAAAUAAACAGAGACAUUAUCUGUCAGGUUUAACAAAUUUGUUUAAUUUUAUUACAUCCUUUUUAUAAUUACAGUUCAGUGUUUAAAAAUUUACUUUACUCAUUUAAUAAAGAAAAUUCCACUUGUAUUUAACAUGAUAGCUUUAAACAAAAAUAUAUGUAUAAAAUAGACUGAUUUUAACCCUAGAAUACUAUUGCUAAAAUUAGUAAUCACUAUCGCCGGGUGAUUUUAACCUGAAAUACUAUACCCAAGAAAAAGUACUUGUCAUCAAAAUAUAUCAAAAUAGGACAAUACAUGACAAAUUAAAGUAGUUUUCUUUUAUUUUUAGCUGUGAAAUGUCCAAAGGGUAGAAAAAAAGUGCAGUGAGGGGACCAAAACAAAAUAACUGAAAUUAAUUCAUAAACAAAAAAAUCCCCCCCCAAAAAAUAAUUAUAAAAACUGUAAACUUAGUUUCUUUUCCACCCAUCUUCCCUGGCGAAGACUCAGGGUCCUCGGCACAAUAACAGCUGCAGGAGAGAGAACCAAAAUAUGGAUUUGAGUGAGUAAAGAUGACCAGCUGACUAAAAUAUUUCUUAUCACCGUAUGAAUUCCCUUGAAAAUCACUACUUUGUGAUAGUUAUUCAUGACCACUGCGUUAAAUAAAGAUAGCACGCAAAUUCCAGGACCACUCUUACUGACCUUAUUCUCUACAUGCAGCUAUCAAAUCCACCUCAACCUACUUUACCCUCUAUUACUAUUGCUGGGUGAAAAUCACUUGAACACGUUUUGGAUCAGGGAAACAAAUAUGUCUUCAAAGAUGUCAAAGAUAAUGCUGAAGCUACCCAGAGACCCAUGAUACCCAGACAAACGCAACAUCAUGAAAAUCACGUAAACAUGUCUGGUCGGGAUCAACAAAAUAAGUUUUCGUUGAUCUCUGGGGGACAAAUACAGCAACACAAGACGUGAUAAGUAAUAAAUAAUCAAAACUAACACAGGACUUUUGAGACAUAUUAGUAGCAGGUUAAAGUGACAGCUCUAGGUCAAAGUUACAUAUUGUGAUAUGAUGAUAUUAACUCUGGUUUGAGGUAUAAAAUAGACAGUAACAUCAGGUUCAUUAUAAGCUACAUUUAAAGUACAUUAUAAAGUGACAACAGAAGCGCAGACAGGCCAUAAUAUGGUUUGGUAAAAUAGUAAACUGUAAACAUUUUGGUUAGUAGUUGUAUGUUUACACCAACAUUGAAUUAUAACUUUUAUUACUAUUAUGUGUAAAGCAGACAUGCCAACGAGCUAAAGGUUAUUCAGAGGAGAACAAAGAAUUCUCCACCACCCAAAACCCACAGCUCAUAAGUUAAAAAUCUAAUCUGAUAUAAGGAUUUCAACAAGAUGAGAAAGAUAAGAAGGAAAAACUUUUAGUUUAUUCAUGGAAAAUUACAACUCACUGCUGCUUUUCUGUGACUUGGCCUCCUCAUGAUGGCAUCAUGGUGCCAUGUUGUUCCUGCUGCUGUUGGUUGUCUAAUCAGUGCAGCUGUAGAUGAAGAAUUGGGGGGUCAUUUAUUUCCACAGCCUCAUCACAGAGAAAGGUCACCAACAUUAAUACACAGCCUGUCGCUCCGUAGAGAGUGUGGUGUAUCUCAGGGAGAUGAACAUCACUAUCUGUGCUCAGAAACCCCGAGGAAAAAACUCAUGAGGAUGAUUUUGACCGAGAGGACAGUUUAGGAGCGAGUCUUUAUUCUGCUGAGAUGAUUAAAUUCUCAGACAGGUCUUUUGUUCAUAAAUCAGGAGAAAGUCAGAGCUGCCUUCAUGCUGCUGACUGCUGUAUAUCAUACAGCUGAUGGCAGCUUUAUAAGGCAGCAGUAAAGUGAUGUGAGGAUGAGUUUGAUUCAGUGGAGACUGUAAACAACGGAAAGGUCACAGUGACUGAUCGAGCGUCCUCCUGCUGUAACGGCGUCUGCAGGAUUCUGGAUGUGAUGCUAACAGAGAUGCAGAUUAAAACUGACAGCCCAAGGUAGAGCUGAUUUUAGGCCGCUUUGGUUCUUAUUAUGUAAUACCUGCGACUCUAAAAAUGUCUGUUUUACUGUGGGGGAAAAAAGACAUUUAUGUAAAAUACUAACGGUCACAUAGGAAUCUCUGCACAGUCUGUUUCUGAUGAUACAACCUUCAGAUCGCUGGUAAACAGAGUGUAACAAUACAAACUUUGUUAAAGCUGUAUUAGUCACUCUUUCCCAGAACUGAAAAGGUCCAAAUGCAACUUUAUUUGUUGGACUUUGACCCCUGAUUUGAGGACUAGACAGUUAGUUGAAUUCCAGUCAUGACUUUGGCCUCCUAACAUCAUAAAAACAAGAUAAUCAAGAUUAAAUGAUUAAUGUUCUGGUUUUGAUUUUUGCAAUAAUUUAGCAGCACUAACUCACAUUUAUGUUUCUGAAAAUUUGCACUUAAAUCCCAAAUUUCUCGAUAAAAAUGUGCUUAUUUGUUCAAUUUACUGUAUAUUGAAGAUAUAAUGUAACCCUGGUGCUACGGCUCCUUCUGACCGAAUAUUUACAAUACAACUAUUUAAUACACAAUUCAGUUUUAGUGCAUGCAAGUGGGAUUUAAAGGGAUAUUCUGGCGUUAAAUUAAUUUAGGGUCAAAUACACCGUAACACUGAGUUAGACCCCCCCUCCAGAGAUGAACGUUGCCGUCCGCUUGCCUUUCUAGUUUUACCAACUUUAGCAACGACCGCAGGAUAGCGAUACAGAGAGCCACGCCCUCAACCAAAACACCACUCUAUAGCCACAAAUAAUGCUCAGAACAGCACCUAACUUCAUCAACAGGACAUAUAGGGUCACAGCCAUAGUACUAGACACCAAACAUCUUUUUAACUUUGACUCAUUUCUUUAGCAAAGAGACUAAACACAACUCACCUACUCUCUUCCAGCAGCCGCUUGUUUGUCGCGAGACCUCAGGCCAGUCCAUUAUGGACUACAGAGGGGUGCCGCAGCUCAAGGAAGAACAUUUUUGGUCAUUUCUUUAUCAUUUCCUUGAAGUAAUAAUCAUCAUAUUAAUAAUUUUGCUCUGCAGACGCGGUAGUUCUUCUGUCUUAGCGUCUCGGUCUGAUUGUAUUUCCAUGAAGAAAUGAUCGUAAAUGUUCUUCCUUGAGCUGCGAAACUCUAGCAAUAAGGAGCUCUGUGUUUUAAUGACUGUUGGUUGGAACAAAAUGUACAGAGGAUUUGUUGACAUGCUGUAUCCAGAGGCCCCGAACGGGAUGACUCUCUCCAUGAUAACUCAGAAGGGAAGUGUGAAAGCCUCCCACACAUGUCACUACAACAGGUGUGUGUGUGUGUGUGUGUGUGUGUCACAGGUUCGUGUCUCGUCCUUGAGUCAUCCUUCUAGCGGCGCUGCAGAUGGUCGGGUUUCCACUUGACAUACUUUGGUGUGAUUCCCCCCUCGGUGUUACUACAGUGAUAUAUUUCUGCCUGUUUGGAAUAGGAUCUGUUGAUUGCCUUCAGCUGACAUGGAAACAUUUAAGUGCCAAAAACAAAAAUAAACCACAUCCUACCAGAUCCACAGAUUAUCUGUUAAAGCCUCUGCAGACAAACAGUCGGACAGGAGCAGAAAUCAGGGUUCAUGCUGAUAACGGCGCAGAGUGUGCUUACAGGUGUCUGCAGAAAAAGGCUGUUGGUGUGGGGGAUUAAUAAUGCAGAGUCACCACUGUCAUGUUUAACCUGCAGAGUUUUAAUAAUUGAUCAGGACUUGGUCAUGUGGACAGGGACACAACAGGAAGAGGAGGAGCUUCAGGAUGGUCAAAACAAACACAGUUCAUUCCUGGACUGUCUCUUGUAGGAUGUAAAGAAAAGUUUCUUUCUUGACUGAAUAUCAUCAGCUUUGACCUAAAUGCAGAGUUCGGUAUGUCCAGCCAAAUCCAGCCAAAAAUUAACAUAAUUAGAUUUUUCACCAGUGAUUUCAUGAUCCGAAGAUUUCCGCCCCUUUUCUCUCAAGUUUCUUUUUGUUUUCUUUUAUUUUUUACGUUAAACCUCUGAACAUAAAUGACAUAACCUGUCUCAAGUAACAGCCUGUUGACUCAUCAUCUCUGACUGUAAACCUGAGGGUCUUUUGUUGCACUGAAGAGGGACUGAGUUGUAUUUGCAGGUCACAUGAGUCACCUUAUGCCCUUAGCUCAGUCUGUAAGGCGAUCAGCGCAGUCAGGUUGAGUUUCUCAAUGAACCUGAGUUAAGUCUGCGCUACACUAGAAAAGACUUUCAGCUGUUACUGAGUCAUGAGAGACGUUUAUCUUCCAUGAGUCAACACUGUGGUUUAUUAAAUCUGGGAGAUGUUUAAAACAGAAAACAUGGAUGGAGUUUGGAAACAGGUACAUGUAAAUUUAGGUUUUCUGUAAAUUUUGAGGUGUUGGUGACCUCAAAAGUAGUCUGAAUGAAAAAAAAACUAGAUAGAUGAAUUAAUAUCCUGGACAAACGUGGUAAACAUGUGGAUGAGGAUAUUCUUCUCAUUUAGGGUUGUAAAAUUAGAACGUUAGAAACUUUCCAUGGGAAUUAACAGGAAUAAAUCUGAAAUUUACAAAGUUGAAGGUUGGCCCUCAACAGGGAACUUAAAUAUAAUUGGGGAAAAUAUAUUGUAGCAUAAGCUUGGCUAAAACAACCAGAUUUAACCAGAUUUAUUCUACAUAAAAAUGCCACGUUCGCCAUCUGAUGUGUGUCGUGUUUUUUAUUUGUAUUUGCACCGAUUUCUGCUUAUGACCAAAAAUAAAUAUUGACAUUUACGUUUGGAUAUGAUACAGUUUGUUUAAAUUACCCCCAGGUUCCAGUUAAUUCCCAUAAAUUCCCAUAAUACCCAUGGAAAGUUUCCAAUUUGGAAUGUUUCCAUAAUUCCCCAUCUUAACUUCCCAUGGAAAGUUUCUGGAAAUUUACAGGAAAUUUUCUGCCCCUUUGCAACCCUAGUCUCAUUUCAAUCAAUUUAACUAAACUCAGUCCAGAUGACUUUAAACUUUUCCUUUUCCUUUGGACAGGUCAUAGAAAUCGUAGAUUUAAAAACAUGGUUUGAGCAAAGAUCUAACAUGUCAUCUCGUCUUGUGUCUGUCAGAGGUGACCCUGACAAAUGUGACAUCUGGGGAAACACGCCUCUUCACCUGGCUGCUGCCAACGGCCACCACAACUGCCUGUCCUUCCUGGUGGCUUUCGGUGCCAACGUGUGGUGUCUGGACAACGACUACCACACACCGCUGGACAUGGCCGCCACCAAAGGGCACAUGGACUGCGUCCGAUACCUGGACUCCAUCGCCGCCAAGCAGAUCACCCUCAACCCAAAGCUGGUGGGCAAACUGAAGGACAGGGCGUUCAGAGCCGCAGAGCGCCGGAUCAAAGAGUGCGCCAAGCUCCAGAGGAAGCACCGAGAACGGAUGGAGAGGAGGUUCAUGAAGGAGUCAGCGGCUUUAGACAACCUGGAUUCUAUCAGCUUCUCCAGCUACACUAGCAGCAGCACACUGAGCCGCAAGUUCAACACCGUCACCUCCAACAUGCCAUACUCUCAGGUGGGUGCUCCUCGACUCAGCAGGGAGUGGAUCAAAGAAACUCUCUCUACACUUCCACGAGUUCUUGUCUUUCUAAAAAGCUGAAAUACUGUGAGAAGAAGAUAUAUCUUUGGUUUGGUUCCACGUUUUGGUUGAGGUUUGUUUAUGGCUCCUCAGACCGCUGUGUAUCGCUAUCCUGCGGUCGUUACUGAAGAAGCAAGUGGUCGGCGACAUUCUUAUCUCUCACACUGACCAACAUAUCCUUCAAAACAAAGAUUGUGAUGGUGAUGCCUCUCGAUGUAGGAGAUAUGUUCCCUCUGUUUUGAAGUGCCAGCGGAACAAGAGACAAGUUUAAAUAAGUUGUAACUUUUUCAGUCAUUGCUUUAACUCGGUUGUAUGAAGAGAAAUCUACUUUAGGAUUUAUUUAUGAUGUCCAUUUUUUUCCUUCAGGCCACUCUUCUGUCCACGUCCAAGGGAAAAGCCAAGAUCCAGAGGAAACUGGAGAAGAAGAAGCAGGGCGAUGGGACGUUCAAGAUCUACGAGGACGGGAGGAAAAGUGUGCGCUCUCUGUCUGGCCUGCAGCUCGGCAACGACGUCAUGUUCCUCAAACAGGGGACCUACGCCAACCCGAAGGAGCGAUCACGCCUCAACAUCCGGGACAUGUUCCCUCGAGACAAUGACGACGAUGCUGACACCGUCUCCCGCGCCUUGAGCGACCCGGGCCUCUACGACGCCGCUUAUUCGGAGAUCAGCGCCGACUCCGGACGGGAUUCUCUGUUCACCCGGCCCGGCCUCGGCACCAUGGUGUUCAGGAGGAACUAUAUGAGCGGAGGCAUGUUUGGGAUGGGAGCUGAGGGGAGCGUGGCGGGGAGUGAACCUGUGGGACGAGCGCCUAACGUUCGCCUACGAGGACACCUGCCUCGACGCUCGCCCAGCUUUGAUGAGGACAGCAUCGGCAGCGCUCUGAGCCUGCAGGAGAGAAACCUCCAGGAGCUUCCCUGGGAGGAGACUGAUGUGGGGUUGGAUGAGGACUUGGAGCCGGAAAACAGUCCUCUGGAGACUUUCCUGGCCUCUCAGAGUCUCAGUGAGUUCAUGCAGAUCUUCAGGAGGGAGAAGAUUGACCUGGACGCCUUGCUGCUUUGUUCAGACGAGGACUUAACAAGCAUUCACAUCCCGCUGGGCCCGAGGAAGAAACUUCUGGAUGCCUGUAAGAGACGUCUGGACACACUAGACGAACCAGAGGCCAUUGAAGACACUGAACUUUGA